Podarcis raffonei (Aeolian wall lizard) is the source of this 2548-nucleotide messenger RNA. RefSeq names its product glutamate decarboxylase 1 (gene GAD1). Gene Ontology annotation, biological process: GABA biosynthetic process. Gene Ontology annotation, molecular function: glutamate decarboxylase activity; pyridoxal phosphate binding. Gene Ontology annotation, cellular component: cytoplasm; presynaptic active zone. Bases 612 to 2384 code for a protein of 590 amino acids. The record is from RefSeq and is a predicted model, not a curated record. The transcript is spliced from 17 exons. Lineage: Eukaryota; Metazoa; Chordata; Lepidosauria; Squamata; Lacertidae.
UCCCAUCUCGGGUCAGCCGUGAUCUGGAUUCAGAAUCGAGGUGCGAAACCACAGGCGCUCCUUCCACUCCGCUCUUCCUUGGGGGAACCGCCUGCACACCUGCGAGUGAAUCACGCUCGCUUGGGAAGGCGCAACGCUUGGAGGCGCGUGAUUCCUCUCUCUGUCUCUCUCUCUCUUGCACCCCCUCCCUCUCUCGCCGCCUUAGUCAACACCCGCACUCCUGCCCUCCCAAACUCCAGCUCUUUGGCUUCCCAUCUGGAGAAAACGAGGUGGAGGCGCUGGCAGAAGCAGUGACUCAUGCCUGCGUCGCAACAGAUCAGCCGGCGAUUCGCGCUUUUUUAAAAAAAGCGAAUCUCAAGUAUUGGGGGGGGGCGCUAAGGUCAUCUCGAAUUAAAUGCCAGUGAAGCCAUUGAUAUUCCGACGUUGUUCGUGGCGGAGUUUAUAAACGGCGAAGUUCUUCCAAAACGAAGAUUUCUCCAUCCUCCGCCGUUUGGGUUCCUGGAGUUGGAGCCUGGGUUGUAAAUCAUUCUGCUGGGAUCGGAGAAAGGCUAAGGCAAGAAGAAGACGACGACGAAGCAGCCCGGGAUCCAAGGGCUUUGCCUCAGCACCUCAUGGCGACCUCGGACCCGUCCUCGUCCAACACGGCUCCCGAUCCCAAUCCGAGCAACUUGCGACCCACAACUUAUGACACCUGGUGUGGUGUGGCUCAUGGCUGCACGAAGAAAAUCGGGCUGAAGAUAUGUGGGUUCUUGCAAAGGAACAACAGCCUGGAAGACAAGAGCCGGCUGGUGAGCGCGCUCAAGGAAAGGCAAUCUUCCAAGAACCUGCUGGCCUGCGAGAACAGCGAGAAGGAAACCCGGUUCCGGAGGACCGAGACGGACUUCUCAAACCUCUACGCCCGGGAUCUGCUGCCAGCUAAGAAUGGUGAGGAGCAGACGGUGCAAUUCCUCCUGGAGGUGGUGGACAUUCUCCUGACGUAUGUGAGGAAGACCUUCGACAGGUCCACCAAAGUCCUGGACUUCCACCACCCACACCAGCUCCUGGAGGGCAUGGAAGGCUUCAACCUUGAGCUGUCUGACAACCCAGAGUCACUCGAGCAGAUCCUAGUGGACUGCAGGGACACCCUGAAAUACGGAGUCAGGACAGGUCACCCUCGCUUUUUCAACCAGCUUUCUACAGGGCUUGAUAUCAUUGGCUUGGCUGGAGAAUGGCUGACGUCUACUGCUAAUACAAACAUGUUUACAUACGAAAUUGCACCUGUUUUUGUCCUCAUGGAACAAAUCACGCUUCGAAAAAUGAGAGAGAUUAUCGGAUGGUCAAAUAAAGAUGGAGAUGGAAUAUUCUCACCGGGUGGUGCUAUAUCCAAUAUGUAUAGCAUCAUGGCUGCCCGCUACAAAUAUUUCCCAGAAGUCAAAACCAAAGGCAUGGCUGCAGUGCCUAAACUGGUCCUCUUUACCUCAGAACAUAGUCACUACUCAAUAAAGAAAGCUGGAGCUGCACUUGGUUUUGGAACAGAAAAUGUGAUUUUAAUAAAGUGCAACGAAAGAGGCAAAAUAAUACCAGCUGAUUUGGAAGCCAAAAUUCUAGAAGCCAAACAAAAGGGAUAUGUUCCCCUUUAUGUGAAUGCAACUGCUGGCACAACAGUUUAUGGGGCCUUUGACCCAAUUCAGGAGAUGGCAGACAUUUGCGAUAAAUACAACCUUUGGCUCCAUGUGGACGCUGCCUGGGGCGGAGGAUUGCUAAUGUCCAGGAAGCAUCGUCAUAAGCUGAGUGGCAUAGAAAGAGCCAACUCUGUCACAUGGAAUCCACACAAGAUGAUGGGGGUUUUAUUACAAUGUUCUGCCAUUCUUCUUCGGGAAAAGGGCAUACUUCAAGGUUGCAACCAGAUGUGUGCAGGAUAUCUGUUCCAACAAGAUAAGCAAUAUGAUAUAACUUAUGACACUGGGGAUAAAGCAAUACAGUGUGGUCGCCAUGUGGACAUAUUCAAAUUCUGGUUGAUGUGGAAAGCCAAGGGUACAGUGGGAUUCGAAAGUCAGAUCAACAAAUGUCUUGAAUUAGCAGAAUACCUCUAUAAUAAAAUUAAGAACAGAGAGGAGUUUGAGAUGGUUUUCGAAGGAGAGCCUGAACACACAAAUGUUUGCUUCUGGUACAUUCCACCAAGUCUCAGAGGGAUCCCAGACUCGGAGGAGAGGAGAGAAAAGCUACAUAGGGUCGCACCCAAAAUCAAGGCGCUGAUGAUGGAGUCAGGUACCACGAUGGUUGGAUAUCAGCCACAGGGAGAUAAAGCAAACUUCUUCCGAAUGGUUGUCUCAAACCCUGCAGCUACCAAGUCUGACAUUGACUUCCUCAUUGAGGAGAUAGAAAGACUGGGGCAAGAUCUGUAAUCCUCUCAAAUGACCCGUUUUACUUCUCUAACAGCACUAUUUUCCAGUACUGGCUUCUUCUGGUUUUGGUUUGUUUGGGUUUUUUUGUAACCACUUCUGUAGAACACAUUUUAAGGUAAUCCCUUUCUAAAUGUUCCAUUCUUCUGAGACACCCUCCUUAAAAA